Molecule: messenger RNA, 1799 nt
Organism: Microplitis mediator
Lineage: Eukaryota; Metazoa; Arthropoda; Insecta; Hymenoptera; Braconidae
Gene: Mettl3
Product: N6-adenosine-methyltransferase subunit METTL3
Exons: 4
Coding region: 102-1769 (555 amino acids)
Cellular component (GO): RNA N6-methyladenosine methyltransferase complex; nucleus
Molecular function (GO): mRNA m(6)A methyltransferase activity; mRNA (2'-O-methyladenosine-N6-)-methyltransferase activity
Source: RefSeq, a predicted model, not a curated record
UAGUAAUCAUCCAGGAGCAAGACAUCAAAGUAAACAGACAGCAAAUCUGAUAUAAACUCAGGGUAUGUGUUGAAUAUUUGAAAAAAAAAAGUAUUUUAAAAAUGUCUGAUGCUUUUGAAGAAAUCCAGGCUAUAAAAAUAAAACGAAACAGCUUGCGUGAAAAAUUGCAAAAGAGAAAACGUGAAAGACAUGAAUUGUUUACUCUAACUCUGCCCAAUACGACAAGUCUUGGUGCGGAUGCUGUCAAUUCUGAGUCGAUAGUGAUAACAGAUCACGUAAAAAAUGAUGAAUUCGAACGUGAAAUUUUGUAUUUAUUGCGGCAAAGUCUUCCAAGUACGACGACAACGUCAGCGGAUCUCAGUAUCCAGCUGAGAAAAAAUUUAAGCGCUGAUGUUUCUCAUGGAGAUAUCAAAAAAAUACUUGAAAAAUUAGCGGCACAAGAUGUAGUGAAAAUGAGAGAAGUUACGGAGGACGGAGUCCUGGGCUACACUAUUCUGUCAGUUGAGUCUGUGUCAACUCAGAUAAAAAUAGACGACCUGGUAAAUAAUGACAACACGGACACAACUUCGCAGGAGAAGACUGACGACGAUGACCCGGAGGAAGAGGAUGACGAGAGCGUCAGUCCAGACAAGCAACCGAGGCUUGAUCUUAAAAACGCAGAAGAUAUAAUGUCUCUGCUGUCAAUGCCAACAAUUCGAGAGAAAGAGAGCAAGAAAGUUGGAGAACAAAUUUUGGAUUUACUGUCAAAGCAAACGUCCAAAGAAAAAUCAUUGGCUGAACGUUUCCGUUCACAAGGAGGCGCCCAGGUGAUGGAGUUUUGUCCCCAUGGGACUAGAGUUGAGUGUGAAAAACUCAACGGAAGUGGAAGUGGAGCUUCUAAAUGUAAAAAAUUGCAUUUUAAAAAAAUAAUUCAGGGUCAUACUGAUGAAUCAUUAGGCGAUUGUAGUUUUUUAAACACGUGUUUCCAUAUGGAUACAUGCAAAUACGUUCAUUAUGAAGUUGAUGGUUCGACGGCGCUAUCAAAGGAACACAUCAACGAAACAGAUCUAUCAAGUGUAAAUAAUACAACAAAGUUAGCCGUCGAAACACCUGGGCAAGUUACUGGACCAGGUUCAGGCACUGAGUUAACUCUGUACCCGCCUCAAUGGAUCCAAUGCGACUUGCGGUACCUAGACAUGACGGUCCUCGGUAAAUUCGCAGUAAUUAUGGCCGACCCGCCGUGGGAUAUCCACAUGGAGCUGCCUUACGGUACCAUGUCCGACGACGAGAUGCGACAACUGGGCAUUCCUGCUCUGCAAGAUGAAGGUCUACUAUUCCUCUGGGUAACUGGCAGAGCUAUGGAACUUGGACGCGAGUGUCUGCAACUCUGGGGCUACGAGAGAGUCGACGAAAUAAUAUGGGUAAAAACUAACCAGCUGCAGAGGAUCAUCAGGACUGGACGCACAGGCCACUGGUUGAAUCACGGCAAGGAACACUGUCUUGUAGGCAUGAAAGGUAACCCUCGUAUCAACCGUGGACUUGAUAGCGAUGUGAUAGUCGCUGAAGUACGGGCGACAAGUCACAAACCCGAUGAAAUUUACGGUAUAAUUGAGCGGAUGAGUCCCAGCACCAGGAAAAUAGAAUUAUUUGGUCGACCGCACAACGUUCAGCCGAACUGGAUAACCCUCGGCAACCAAGUUGAUGGUGUCCAUCUAAUAGACCCUCAGCUCAUCAAAGCCUUUCGCAAGCGUUACCCCGAUGGCAAUUCCAUGAAACCCAAUAAGACUUGAUUUCAAUAAACAUAUAUGUGUAUGUAUAUG